This is a messenger RNA of Silurus meridionalis, 2523 nucleotides long. It is a transcript of the gene gpr68, whose product is annotated as ovarian cancer G-protein coupled receptor 1. The transcript is spliced from 2 exons. Gene Ontology annotation, molecular function: G protein-coupled receptor activity. The record is from RefSeq and is a predicted model, not a curated record. Lineage: Eukaryota; Metazoa; Chordata; Actinopteri; Siluriformes; Siluridae. Gene Ontology annotation, cellular component: membrane. Gene Ontology annotation, biological process: G protein-coupled receptor signaling pathway; cellular response to pH. The coding region runs from base 809 to 1900 and encodes 363 amino acids.
UAUUCAGAGACACUGAAGUUGGGUGACUCCAACCUUAGAACUUCAUAUAUUCAUUGUCCUUCAUUGUCAUUCUCCAUGGUCAUGAUUUCUUGGUCCCCUUAGUUUACAGUUUGUUGAAAGAAUAUUAAUGAUUUACAGUGAUGGUUAGAUGUCUACAAACUUUGUUAUAUAAUGUUAUUAUUUUUAUCCAAGAACAUUCAAGUUUCUUCCGGGUUGUAUAAAAAACUCCAAAAACCUUCUCUUUUAUAUUGUUGCAAUAAACGUUAUAAAGGAGUUGCCUCUGUUCCUGGCACAUGGUGAUGCACCCGGAAAAGAGUAUUUUCCUUUAUGCGUCAGAGCUACAACAAGCCCCCUCAAGUCACGUUUAUUAGACGUUGAAAAGAGUUAGUAAUUAGAGCUUCGUUUAUUACGAAUUGUAGUUAAAUGUGAAGAAUGUGUGCUGCCUCGACAACUUUCUGAAGCGUGUGUUCGGCUUAGAAGUGUUCGUGCUGUGAACAUGCGUAGGAGGGACGGAACCACUUUCAUCACUCUAUCGGAAUUACACACACCGAUCGACCGCUUUGCUGCUGGAUGUCAUUUCUUUUUUUUUUUUUUACAGCCUGCCUUUUUCGUUACCAGAACGACCACGUGCUUUAUUCUCCUCUGUCCUGGUGAUUUCAGUAAUGUGCCAGUGUGAGUGUGUGUUUACUCUUAAGGUGCUCUUCCACACAGCGGCUUGUAUUGAGCGCGUCCGACUGCAUCCCUCUAACGCGACUCGAAGCGUCGAGGAGAAGCCACAAGAUUGCAAAUCAAAAUUCCAUGGAAAGAUAUGUGUGAGAAAGAAUCUAGGUGCCUUUGGGUGCAUGGUCCAUUAGAAAGACCCAUGCUGAAUAUGUCUGAAGAGAUGAUCAACUGUUCAAUUAACCACAACAUUCACCAAAACAUCUUUUCUGGAACCUACAUCCUGGUCUUAUUGGUAGGAUUUCCUAUCAAUGCCUACUCACUCUACCAUGCCUGGCUGCAGCUGAGGGCUCGCAAUGAACUUGGGGUCUACCUGCUUAACCUGACUGUGUCUGAUCUUCUGUACCUGGCCUCUCUGCCUGUCUGGCUGCAGUACAUCUUUAAUGGAGAUAACUGGAUAUAUAGUGAGUGGGCCUGCAAAAUCUGUGGCUUCCUGCUCUAUGACAACAUAUAUAUCAGCAUCGGCUUUCUGUGCUGUAUCUCGAUAGACCGUUACCUGGCUGUGGUCUACCCCCUCCGCUUCUCUGCACUCCGCACCAUGAAAGCAGCAGCAUUGGUUAGUGCUGUAGUGUGGAUCAAGGAACUUGCUGUAGGUAUAUUCAUUUUCCAGCACAAGGAGCUAAGCAUAGACAAGACUAACCAUUCAGUGUGCUUUGAGCACUACCCCAUGCAGGAAUGGGAGAAGCCAAUAAACUACUACCGUUUUCUUGUCGGCUUCCUGUUUCCAUUAUUAAUCCUUUCUGUCUCGUACUUCCGGGUCCUAAGGGCUGUCGGCAAGAGCGCAGGGACGCAGACGGCCCAGAAAAAACGCAUCAGAAGCCUGGUCACCAUCACCAUCAUCAUCUUCCUGGUGUGCUUUUCACCAUACCACAUCUUUCUGCUGGUGCGGACAGUCAUGGAAACCGAUUGCUCUUUUGUUGAGAAGAUUUUCUUCUAUUACCACUUCUCGCUCCUGCUCACUAGUUUCAAUUGCGUGGCUGAUCCAGCACUUUAUUGCUUUGUCAGUGAAAGCGUCCAGAACAGCAUCCAACAAGCUGUAGAGGCUUGUACCCAUGUUUCCUGCUGCUGCUCCAAAUGCGGGAGCAGCUACAACACAGACUCUGGCAAAGCAACAACAACUAAUGACAAUAGCACAAUUGCCCUUGUGGUCAAACUGCAGCAAACUAAGGUGGAACUGUGAAGUUAUUUAUUCGGGUUUGCCCAUUUGCCAAAGUGUGUUAUUUCUGUGUUUAUUUGUCUUCAUUCCAUCUGUGUGUAUAUUUUACUUAUGCCUUUUUUAGGAUACAUGCUUGAAUUUGUCAUUGUUGAACGCUUUUCUAUCUGUUUCAAUGAUGAGUAACUCUCAGGGACCUUUAGUUGAUGGUUGACAUUUGAGUUUUAAGGGAGGAAUUAGCCUUUUAAAAGUCAGACCAAGUCAGCUGACUAAGCCUACAGACUUCUCUUAAGGUACAUGAAUUUCUUCUUGAAGUUCUUCAACUUAGCAGAAAGAAAAUAGAUGUUUUCUUAUUUGCAAUAUGUUUACAUUCUAGUACGUACUACCUUUUAAUGCAUGUUUGGAAUGUAUGCAUUGUAUUCUGAGCGCACAAAUCUCUAAUAUUUACUAUAAGUUUAUAGAUCAGGUAUACUGUAUUUUAUUUUUCAUAAUAUUUAAUGUUUUCUUUGAUGCAGAGACAUUUGUAAAUAUUCGUUCAGUGUGUGUUACCAUACAAUAUCUACACAUUUUGAAAUCUUAAAUACAUUUCUUAAGGUAGGCCUCUUAGUAUGUGCAUGCAUGUGCAUUAAAGUAUGUGCCUCUCCCAAUAA